This is a messenger RNA of Nematolebias whitei (Rio pearlfish), 1933 nucleotides long. RefSeq lists its product as uncharacterized. Gene Ontology annotation, molecular function: protein binding; metal ion binding; RNA binding. The transcript is spliced from 16 exons. Bases 132 to 1691 code for a protein of 519 amino acids. Lineage: Eukaryota; Metazoa; Chordata; Actinopteri; Cyprinodontiformes; Rivulidae. The record is from RefSeq and is a predicted model, not a curated record.
GGAUCAAACCACCGAAGAUUCCCGCAGAUAGCGAUUUUUUUUCCCCAACGUUUCAAACCCUGGCUUCGCCCUCACUUCAAACAUCCAUCAAACACAUAUUUUUGGGAAUAUAUUUGGGUCGAUAAUGCUGGAUGGUCGGCCUCAUGAAACUCACCAGAGAUAUAUGCAGGUUGUUGGGACUCGGAAGCGGUUCUGCUGUCCAGCAGCAGGAGGAACAGAUGAACUGUGGGGCGGCAAUCUCUGACCCAAGUCACGAUGGCACUUUGUCACAGGAUGCAAUAAAUGGCGAAGAGGAUCUGAGUGAGGAAGAAAAAGCCCGACUGAAAGCGGAGCGACGGAAAGCCAAGAGGAAGCGCCGUCGAAAUCGUAAGAAGCAAGAACAAACUAAGCAGAAUGACAGUGUUGAACAGGAUGAUGAAGAGGAAGAUGGUGGUGUAGAGUCUGAACUGGACGAGAGCGAGUCAGAAGCAGACGUCGUCGCUGAAGAGGAGAAACAAAGAGCACAAAAACAGGAGAAAAUGAUUGAUGCAAAAUCAGCAGCUUCACACAAAUACGUUUCCAUACCAGUCAUGGCUCCUGUAGACAUCAAAGGACAUCAGAAGAUAAAGACCAGAUCCACAGAAGAGGAGCCUGAGUGGGAUGUGAGUAGUGCCUUUUUUGCUAAUGCUGCCAGCCAUAUCAAACCCAAAGGAUCAAGUCGAAAAUCUAAAGAAAACAAGGAGAACGAAGCCAGGAGAGAGACCAAUGGUACUGACUCCAUGACCAAGAAAAGCACGUCACUUACAGAAAAAGGGAUAAAGUUAGUGCAAGAAGGACAGUAUGCACACGCAGUCGUUUUGUUUACAGAAGCCAUAAAAUGUGACCCAAAUGAUUACAGGUUUUUUGGAAAUCGUUCUUAUUGCUACUACUGCUUGGAGCAGUACUCUAAAGCCCUGGCAGAUGCUGAAUACUCGAUUCAGUUGGCUCCAGAAUGGCCCAAAGGACACUUCCGCAAAGGCAGCGCUCUUAUGGGCCUGAAGCGGUACAGUGAAGCAGAAAAGGCGAUGGAGCACGUGCUGAAACUGGACAAAGAUUGUGAGGAGGCUGCCAAUGACCUCUUCAACUGCAAAGUUCUUCAGCUUAUGGAGUUUGGUUUUGAAGAAAUGCAAAGCGUUCUCUUGCUGGAACGAUUUCCAAGUGUGCAGGCUGCUCUGGCAUCUUGUUCUGACGCGUCAAAAGCCAGUGGCCAAGAUCCAUCGGCUGCGCAACCAGGAAGCCCUUGUCCGUCUCUUUGGGUGGGAAACGUAACAACUGAGAUAACAGAGAAACACUUGUGGGACCUUUUUAAAACGUAUGGAGAGAUAGAGAGCAUCCGUGUUCUGCAUGAGAGAUUCUGUGCCUUUGUCAACUUUAAGAAUGCAAACAUGGCAGCCCAUGCCAUGGACAAACUAAAUAAUCACUGUAUUGAGAACACACGAUUAGUUGUGCGCUAUCCUGACCGUCGCCCUCAGAAGCUCCUUCCCAUUCCACUGAAAACAUUUCUCCCCGUCACACAGCAGGCAGGGGCAGCUGCCGGUCCUCGGAGACGUGGCCCAGUGAACGGAGAUGAGUGUUACUUCUGGAGAACCACUGGCUGCCAUUUUGGAGACAAAUGCCGCUACAAACACAUUCCUGAUCAGAAAGGCAAGGACAGGAAACCGUGGCAGCCCUGAACUUGUUUAGCCUUUUUAUUUAUUUUUUUUUUUAAAGACGCAGAUGCACCAAAUGUGCCCAUGGAGUUUGUGCUUAGUGACUCAGCUGGUUUUGCUAGAGAAGUGUUUGUAUUUAUUGUAGUAACUAUCCCUCACUAAGUCAGGAGCAGAGUGAAGAAUAGUCACGAGACAAAGAACUGAGAGCAUGAAAGUUAUUGUAAACCAAGAUGUAAUUGAUGCUCAAAAAUACAAAUAAGCACAAA